UAUGUAAAAAAUGGCUUUAAGUUUCUCUUUACUAUUCCUAAUGGUCCUUUCCCCCGCACUCAUAAGUUCCAGUAAUACAAAGGAUUCCUGGAUAAUUCCUCGUUCUAACUCUAUCUCACAAACAGACAGAGAUUAUUUUAACAUAAUACAAACAGAAGAUGGAGUAUCACAGUAUUUUAUUCUUAAAGAGAUUUUACAGCUGUCAUCAAAAUUGCCAAAUAUGAAGCCUACUUCCAGCGAGCUAAACAUCAAAUCAUCAAAUAAGCGAUCCAAAAAUCCUUUUGUGGCAAAACAAAACAAAAAGAAAAGAAAAUAAAUAAAUGAAAAAAACAUCAAAUAAAGAUUUUUUUAUCUAUUUCUGCAUUUAAUUCUGUAUUUCUAGAGUCAGUUUCUUAUCAUCAUGCUGCAAG
Eurytemora carolleeae is the source of this 410-nucleotide messenger RNA. RefSeq lists its product as uncharacterized. The record is from RefSeq and is a predicted model, not a curated record. Lineage: Eukaryota; Metazoa; Arthropoda; Copepoda; Calanoida; Temoridae. The transcript is spliced from 4 exons. Bases 11 to 316 code for a protein of 101 amino acids.